AUGAAUUUUCUGAUUUUGCUCACCACUGGUCUCCUUCUCGGUUCGUUUGUUCAUUGCUCUUCGCUUAAACAGAAUUGGAUUCAGCAAAGGCAAACCAAAUUGCGAAUGGUACCUCCUCCACCGCUCUUCCGACCUCUAACACCACUUCUUCCAACAUCUCCAGGACCACGGAAACGAGCACGGAACCUCUUCAAUCGGUCCCCGACUUGUUUAAGGUCGUCCAUGUCCUGAACAAGGUCAAGAGCAUGUUAAGUGACGGAUCUGUGAGCUACGCGAUUGUGAGUUUGACAGCAGAUACUGUAGCAACGAGGGAAAUGUGUUCAGACGUGGGACGAAUCCUUGGCAGCACAGGCGGCCGAUCGCAUCCAAAAGUGUCCCAGGCACCACGGCCGCUUCGAAAUUGCGGGAAAGUUCGAAGAGUUGAUCGCCCUGGGCGAGAGAAUCGACGUUUACCCGUCGACGCCGUUGAAUUCGCUGCCGACCUUGGCCACGAAGAUCAACGAAUCGAUCAGAAUCGAGCUGGACAUUGGCACGAGAAUCGGAUGCGCCCACUUGGACUGCUCUGGAGAAUAUGACAUUCUCUGCCGCCACAACCUCAAUCAACACGAGAAACACGUGGUUUCCGAAGAGUGCGUGUCCGACGAGAAGUUCCCGAAGCUAUGUGUCGAGCAGCCGUUCGACUACUGGCGACUGUGGACGGACGAGGCCGCGGAGUUCCGGACGAGAGUGAUUUUUGAGUGGAACGAAAGAAGAUCGGUGUUGGCGAAGGCGUUGAACUCGCCCGCAAUGUAUCAACUCGUGAGUGUUCGGAUAGAAUCUAUCGCCCGGAACAGGAAGUUUUCAGAAAUGGUCGUUCGACCUGGAGAAGGCUGCGCUCGCCGACGCGAACUCCUGUCAUUCGGACGGGAACUCAUUCGCCCAGCCGAGAGCUCUCGAGCCCAUUUCACCGCUCUACUUGCUCUCGCGUCCUCAAAAUGACUUCGGUCCGUUCGGAGAAGGCGCCUCCAGAUUGCUCUCACCCGGGACCAAAGCCAUCGGGUGCGCGCCGACGGAUCCUUCCGCGUGCCACCUCUACUCGUACAUCUGUCACUUUGAACCUUUAAUGUGAGUUUAGUUGGAGAAUGACUAUAAUACCUUUGCAUUUCAGUGAGGAUCAAAACGUGGCGCCUCCCAGUGUGAACGACAAACUAUGCGGGGACUGUCCCGGAGUGUGCAUCGACGGACUGUGCUGUGUUCCCGAGAAGCCGACUCACGUGUACACGGAGGACGUCGAACCGCUUCCUCAGAAGACGUCGACGACUCCCGGAGGCUCGUGGGUGUGGGAGCAGGAGACGUGGAAAGUGUGGGCGAUGGGCAUCUGCAUCGUCGUCUGCGUCGGACUCGCGUUCCUUCUGAUGUGCACUCUCGUCACCACUGAUUACGAUUACUAG
Molecule: messenger RNA, 1430 nt
Organism: Caenorhabditis sp. 36 PRJEB53466
Lineage: Eukaryota; Metazoa; Nematoda; Chromadorea; Rhabditida; Rhabditidae
Source: the annotation of a GenBank genome assembly